Jaminaea rosea is the source of this 1614-nucleotide messenger RNA. Its product is annotated as DEAD-domain-containing protein. Lineage: Eukaryota; Fungi; Basidiomycota; Exobasidiomycetes; Microstromatales. The transcript has a single exon. The record is from RefSeq and is a predicted model, not a curated record. Bases 50 to 1582 code for a protein of 510 amino acids. Gene Ontology annotation, molecular function: ATP binding; nucleic acid binding; RNA helicase activity.
CAACGAAGGCUUUGCUCGUCUCCUCAUCAUAACAACCACUCUACUCAGCAUGGCGUCCUCAGAUGAACCCUCAGAUCGUGGCGCCUCACCCGUCGCCUCUUCCUCACGCUCACCACAGCCGGCGACAGAGACAGCCAAUGCCGUAGCAUCCUCCUCCUCCUCCUCCCCGCCGGCCUCGACUCCAACCACCUUUGCAGCUCUGGGCGUCCAUUCCCAAAUCUGCGACGCCAUCGACGCUCUCAAAUACAAGGAGCCCACUCCCAUCCAGGCCCAAGCAAUUCCCGUCGCCCUCUCAGGCCGCGACGUCAUCGGCCUCGCCCAGACUGGGUCAGGCAAAACGGCCGCCUUUGCCAUUCCGAUCCUCCAAGCCCUUUGGGAUGAACCUCGCUCAGGCUUUGCCUGCGUACUUGCUCCCACACGCGAGCUGGCCUACCAAAUCUCCCAGCAAUUUGAGGCGCUAGGAGCCACGAUUGGCGUGAGGUGCGCCUGUAUCGUCGGAGGGAUGGACAUGAUGACGCAGAGUAUUGCCCUCUCCAAGCGUCCACACAUCAUUGUCGCCACUCCGGGGCGACUGCAGGAUCACCUCGAGAACACAAAGGGAUUCAAUCUCAAGAGUCUACGCUAUCUAGUCAUGGACGAAGCCGACAGACUAUUGGACAUGGACUUCGGCCCUAUCAUCGACAAGCUAUUGCAAUCGAUCCCAAAGGAGCGAAACACUAUGCUCUUCUCCGCUACAAUGACAACCAAGGUCGCUAAGCUCCAGCGCGCCUCGUUGAAGAACCCGGCUAGAGUUGAAGUGGGCACCAAGUACUCGACCGUGUCCACUUUGACGCAGUACUACCUCUUCCUGCCAUUCGCACAAAAGGACCUCUACCUCGUCUACCUUGUAAAUGAUACGGCAACGACGGCCAAAUCGACGGUCAUCUUCGUCCGUACUGUACACGACUGCGCGCGUGUAGCGUCACUGCUGCGUAUUCUUGGCUUCCCUGCUGUCCCACUACAUGGCCAGCUCAGUCAGUCAUCGCGUCUGGCCGCCCUAGCCAAGUUCAAAGCGGGAGGGCGCUCCAUCCUAGUAGCGACAGACGUAGCCUCCCGCGGGUUGGACAUCCCAGCGGUAGACGUUGUAGUCAACUUCGACAUCCCUACCCACUCCAAAGACUAUAUCCACAGAGUAGGACGAACAGCCCGUGCUGGUCGUUCUGGUCGGUCAGUCACCUUGGUCACGCAGUACGACGUCGAGCUGCUACAGCGCAUCGAGACGGCCAUCGAGACAAAGUUGACAGACUACGGUGCUCCGAGAGAGCGGGUAGCCCUCCUACAGGGGAGGGUGGAGGAGGCUGCUAGGGAGGCGAGCAGGGAAAUCAGGGAAAAGGGAUUGGGUGGGGCUGGAAGUGGGAAAAGGGCGAGGAGACGAGAGAAUGGAAGGGGCGAUGAUCAAGAUAUGGGCAGUGGAGACGAAGAAGCAGGUGGUGCGGGAGGAGGAGGGGGUCUGCCUAUCUCUGGAAUGGGUGGGAAGAAGAGGAGAAAGGCGCAUGGUAGUGGUGGAGGUGGUGGCGGAGGAGGAGGAAAGAAGCGAAGAUGAUCACGCCCGCUCUCGCCUUGUCAUAUUGCAAG